Messenger RNA from Daphnia pulicaria, 2010 nucleotides. RefSeq lists its product as uncharacterized. The transcript has 8 exons. NCBI's taxonomy places the organism in Eukaryota, Metazoa, Arthropoda, Branchiopoda, Diplostraca, Daphniidae. Bases 412 to 1536 code for a protein of 374 amino acids. The record is from RefSeq and is a predicted model, not a curated record.
CUUUAUAUAUAUCGCCGGGCCAUGUCUUAGAGAAACGUAUAUAAUCUACGCUCCACCGAAAAAAAGGAAAUAUAUAUAGAUAGGGCUCUAUAAGUUUCUUGCAUAUCAUUCGCUUUCCAAGUGUGCGCCCCUCUCCGAGGAGCAAUAGCUCUCCCGAUUGUUGAACAACUGUUCUAUAUCCACUGGAUAUUUUAUUUUUUGUUUGUUUGAUUCGUUCUUUUUUGUCAAACAAGUUUUCUUUUUUUUUUUUUUAAAUUUUUCAAUCGCUGAAACAAGAAUUUUCGGAUAUGUAACCGAGUGACAGACGCGGAAUAUAAAACGCUGUCGACAAGCGCAGAGAGUGUGAGUUUGAAACUUUUUUGACAUCACUAUUGCAAGCGUCGUUCAUAUUGGUGACCAAAACAAAAGGCAAUGACGACUGGGAUUUCAUCGUUUGAAUUUGGCGGGCGCUACUGUUGGUGCUGUGUUUGCUUCUUCUGGAUUUGGACGACACUGACAGUGUCCGGGACGUUGAUGAUUCAGCAAAUUCUGGUUCCGGUCCAAGUCAUGAGUGGCUCUAAUGUGGUACUUCGCUGUCUAUUUGCGGAAAUUGGCUCUAACUCAACUCCGAUUUCGGGUAAUCACAAACAUGGCAUUAUUACGGAAUACGACCCCGCUGCCGCAGGUCCGCUCUAUUCUCUCAAGUGGUAUAAAGGUUCGCACGAGUUUUACCGGCAUCUUCCCAGAGAGAACCCACCGACAAAAGUCUUCCAUUGGUCACAGUUUAACAUAGAGACGGAUGCGACGGAGCCGGGCAAAGUGAUACUGCGCGGCGUCAAUUCGGAGGCCGAGGGAUCGUACAAAUGCGAAGUAUCGGCAGAGGGGACUUUCCACACUGAUUUCGCCGAGGCAAAUCUCACCGUCAUUGAUGUCGAAAACGAAUCCUUGAAUCUGGUACAAGAUUCGCCGUUGGAAGAGGCCAGAACGGGCGACCGGAGAAAGUGGAAUUGCACUUUUGGCCAGAGUCGACCACCGGCUCACAUAGCCUGGUUUAUCAAUGGCGAACCGGUGGCAUCCAGCAGUCCCUACAGCACGGCGAACAGCAGAAGUGCAGUGGAGGAACAGAGCGGUGAAGCCGAAAUGAACUCACGAACCGGUGCGACAAAACCCUUGGAAUUCGUCAACUCUGUCUUGGAAUUAACUCUUUCCGAACGUCACUUUAAAAAUCAGUGGUUACGAGUCUCUUGCGUGGUACAAAUCGGCAGUGGAUUUAAAAAGACAAAAGAGAUCCACAUCCGACAACAAAAGCAGGGCUCAGCUGACCGUCCAACUAACCAUAAUCCGUCAGCUGUGGUCGGUCCGAAUGGCAGCAGAACUGGAACUAAUAGAGAGAACGAAUUCCAACCCUCGACCAUGUCAAAAAUUGCUGGAUCGCCAAAGGCUACUAUAGCGGACUCGGGGACGAGCUCACUAGUUAAUAUGACUGGUCAAUCAUCGUUCAGCUGGAUGCUACUUAUGCUCAUUUUUAUUCAAACAAUGCAUGCCAAAUGUUUUUGAGAAGUCGUUUGUUCAGAACUCAAUAAAAAAUAAAUUAAAGGCACAAAAAAUGGUGGAGAAAGUCCCAUUGAUUAUCCAAAUUUUUAUCCGGCAUUGGAAGAGUUAUUUGGAAAAGGUAUAAUAUGAAUCCUUCAAUAUUAUUUUGAAGCAAUAUUAAUGUAAUUCACUGCAACGUUACAUAAUGGCUAUGUUUUAAUGUAAUCAUCAAUAGCUGUCACACCUAACUAUGUCGCAAUUUGAUAUUUGAUUGAACUUGUGGAAAAAUUUCUGUGACCUCAAAACGAAAAGAAAUAUAAGAUGAAAGAAACACGAUGCAAAAUGUAUAGAGACAAAUAAAAAUACUGACAAUAAGGUAGCCUACCAUUAAGACAAAAUAAACACAAAUUAUUGUUGGAUCAAAACCUAAUAAGGCAUCAACUUUCCCUCCGAUUUAUGGAGUGUAGCCGAGUGAAGCAGGGUCGUUGUACUUUUCAA